Trichoderma breve is the source of this 3381-nucleotide messenger RNA. RefSeq names its product homeobox KN domain-containing protein. The record is from RefSeq and is a predicted model, not a curated record. Lineage: Eukaryota; Fungi; Ascomycota; Sordariomycetes; Hypocreales; Hypocreaceae. Bases 1 to 3381 code for a protein of 1126 amino acids. Gene Ontology annotation, molecular function: DNA binding. Gene Ontology annotation, biological process: regulation of DNA-templated transcription. The transcript is spliced from 6 exons.
AUGACCGUCAUUGAUGAGCUGGACGAGUAUGUCAACUGGGACAACGCUGGCCUAGGUGCUGACAGCGUCUACCCACCUGUGCCCAACAUGUCGUCCACCGGGAACCCUGCCGAGGAUGACAUUGGUCUUGUACUCGAGAAUGUCAAUGAAGACGACUUCAGCUUCUGUGCCCUUCAGCACUUUGAACACAACAACUUUGCUCAGAUCCCUGGAGUCGAGUCCCUCAUCACCGAGUCAUUGCUUUGGGAGACACCAGACAACCCCUGUGCCCACUGCGUCUUGGGCGGAUACUCUUGCAAAAAAAUCCGAGAGGGUCUUCACAAGGGCUACUGCACCAGCUGUGUUGCCCUUGGACUUGAAUGCAGUUUUGGGGGAGUUGUCCCUGAUAGUUUGAACCCAGAGUCCACCAGGCUCUCCUGGUCAUCUACCGAUAUGCCCAUCAACACCAUUCCUCAGGAAGACCUCCUCAACCUCCAGCCGGUAAAGGCACAAGGCACCCCGUCCUUCUUGGACAUGAUGAACCCUCAGACAGCCGGUUCGGUUGAUGAUGGCGUUGCCGGUGCCAAGUCUGGAACACCACCCAAGAUUGGUGCUAGGUUCUCUCGAGAGUCAGUCCGGAUUCUGAAAAACUGGCUGUCAACUCAUAACAGACACCCUUAUCCCAGUGAUGAGGAAAAAGAGAUGCUUCAGCGCCAGACCGGCCUCAACAAGACCCAGAUUACCAAUUGGUUGGCAAAUGCCCGGCGUCGCGGUAAGGCUCAGCCUCCUAGGUCAACCUCGCCUCACGUUGGCAAUCUGUCUGCCUCGAUCGAUAUCCCACGCAGACGAGGAACACCUGCUCUCGAAGCCAUGAACCCGCUGCAGCGUUGGGAGCACUCUCCUCCUGAACACGAACCGGCUUCCGUCACCGCCAUUGCCAGGGCCGUUACUGCAUCCUUCAACUACACGGAUGAUGGUUCAAGCAGGUCUCUCUGCAACCAGUCUUCUGCCAGCAGUGUGGGAACAUCCCACUCCAGUGGUGGCUCUCUUCAAUCUGCAUUCUCUCAUGGAAGGCGGCGAAGGAGGCGAAGGGCCGCGCCCGGCAAGGAGGGAGGCUCAACUAGCCUCUCUAUUCCGCUCAAGACUUUCCAGUGUACUUUCUGUACGGAAACCUUCCGAACCAAGCACGACUGGCAGCGCCACGAGAAGUCCCUCCACCUGUCGCUGGAGAGAUGGGUGAACCCAGACGAUGCCCACGUAGAGAGCCAUAACCACUCGGCGUGUCAAGAACGAUCUCUGGAAGAGAGGACGUUCUAUCGAAAAGACCACUUGAACCAGCAUCUUAGGUUGGUUCACAACGUCAAAUUCAUGGAGUGGGCAAUGAAGCUUUGGAGAGUGGCUACCCCCGAGAUUCGGUCGAGGUGUGGUUUCUGCGGCAUUGUGAUGGAUACUUGGACUAUUCGAGUUGACCAUCUUGCUGAGCAUUUCAAGACUGGUUACUCCAUGGCGGACUGGAAGGGUGACUGGGGUUUUGAAGUACCUGUGCUGGACAUGGUCGAGAACUCGAUCCCUCCCUAUUUGAUUCAUCAUGAGAGAAAGUCUCCUCUGCCGUACAAUGCUGGCUCGUCCCCGCCCGAAUCGCCCAGGAAUGCCUAUGAGUUGAUCAAACUGGAGCUGGCCUACUUUGGCAGCAACUUUUGGGAUCAACACGGCCGCGCACCAAGCGACGAAGACAUGCUGCUGGAAGGAUGUCGUAUCAUUUUCGCCUCUGAAUUGCUAUCUUUGCAAGGAAUCGCGACGCAGGUCUCGUGGCUUCGUGACAUUAUCAUGAGCCACGACUCGAUCGUCAAAACAGCUAGGUUUGGUCCUCUCCGUGGCGCCGCUGAAAACAGGCUUCAAUCCCUCAAGAUUAACGGCAAGGACAAUCUUUUCGAAGAGUGCCCCAUGGAAAGGCAGCUACAUGAAUACGUCAAGGCCAAGACACUGCUGGGCCUAACAACCAUGGAUGACGAGCUUCAGGAGGAAGCACGUAAGAUCGUGGGACGAAUCGAAGAAGUGUGCACUCACCCUUCAGAGGCAGUUGCUAACUGGCUGUUGCGACUGAUCACUUCGUCGACGAGGUGGCUCGCAGCUUUCCGUCGUCGUGCGCAUCUACCUCGAAGCGAAGACGUCCAGCAUCAAUCGAUCCGGUCGACAGAUCCAAACUCGAUCGACUCCACAAUCCACAACUACUCUAGGCUGGAGUCUGAGCUGGUUGCAUUCCUCAAGGAGCAACGUGCCAUUGGCAGAGAGCCCACAGACGAAGAGCUGCAGCGAAAGGCUCGUAUCACCAUUUACGAGUUCGACGACGGCUGGAACCAAACCGUGGCAGACAACCAUGAAUGGCUCGCGGCUUUCCGGCAACGCAAUGCUCCUGAUCAAUCGACUCUUUCAGGCUCCUCCAAGGGUGCCUCACCGAUUACCAGCAAACUAGCUGAUAAAAUGUCCAUUUCUCUCUCCACUGCUGCGCCAAACCCCUUUUCUGAGUUCCAGGCUAGGCUCGAUGAGAACGGUAAUCAUUUGAGGUCGUUUCAGUACUUCCUCAACGACGCCAACUGCUACCGAAGGCUGGAGAAGGAGCUCAAGCGAUGGGUUACCUCUACCAUGUCAAAGAAUAAUCCAAACCGCCAUGUUCCAACAGAUGAAGAGCUGCAGUACCAAGCUCGAUGGAUCUUGUAUGAUGAUGACGACCCCUGGAACUAUACCGCCGCCGAUAAUGCAGAAUGGCUUCACAGGUUCAAAAGAGACAUUGGAAUAAUCAAUGACUCUGGCCCAGGUCUCCCACCAGGCUAUGCUUGGGCGUUGGAGCAAGGCGGCACGGGCUUUGCACCCCCAUAUGCCAUUCGCAAGGACCACGAAAUGGUCAAUAACGAUGUCGAAGUAGCGAUGCGAACCGGCGCAAAGCCGUUCACGGCAGGACACUCGGCAGUCAACAGUUACUUGGAGGAGUUGACAUCAUCUCCCAACCAGAAACCGGCCGUCAUUUUCUGCUCUCGUGAGCUGGAAUGGGGCCUGCAGCAAUAUGCAAAGGCAUACUUCAUGGACAAGGGAGUGUUGCCUUCAGACACAGGACUAAAAGCCAAGGGACGAGAGAUCCUUAAGGCUACCCACACCGCUGCUGAUGAUCCCAUCCUUUUGGAAAAGUUCAAGGCGUGGUUGCACACGAAGCUGCCCGUAUUGGCCUCUGGAGAGCCCAUCCAGCAGGAGCCCGAGGGUGUGAACAACUUUCCAUCCGCUGUGCCGACCAACAUGGACAUUAAUCUCUCGGAUGCAGAGCUUGGCGAUAUGCUCAAAGAUAUGGAUUUCGACUUUGGACUAGGGUCCAUGGAAGGGAUCGAGCACGACGGGGGAGUGAGUUUGUAG